Messenger RNA from Candoia aspera, 2350 nucleotides. RefSeq names its product verrucotoxin subunit beta-like. The transcript has 3 exons. The record is from RefSeq and is a predicted model, not a curated record. Bases 109 to 2301 code for a protein of 730 amino acids. Gene Ontology annotation, molecular function: protein binding. Lineage: Eukaryota; Metazoa; Chordata; Lepidosauria; Squamata; Candoiidae.
CAUGCUGUGACGCUGCGCUGGUGCAUUCCGAGGGUGUUUGCAGCAGAACCCAACUAAGCCCCAUUUCGGGCAUCUUUGGCACUAGCUGUGGAUCCUUGUGGGCUCCUCAUGUGGGAAGGCCAGGCUGGAAGGCCCAAACACCCAGGCAGGGCAGGAGAGGACCCACCUCGCCAGGGCGAAAUGACGCUGGUCCCCGAACAGGCCAUCCAGAUGGCCACCCUGGGCCGCCCGUUCCAGCUGGGGAUGCUGUACGACCUCCGAAACGACGCCCUCGUCCCAGGCAUCACCUUAUGGGACCCCGGAGUUUUAACCAGGAAUAUCGACACCCGGCUGCAAGCCACUACAGAAACCCAGGUGAUCGCCUUUGAUAAGAUCAGCGACAAAGCCCAUGCGCUGAACAUCUCAGCCGCCCUCAAGGCAAGCUUUCUUGGAGGGCUGGUGACGGUGGAUGGAGCAGCCAAAUAUCUCUGUGACACCCCAAAAUCGACCUACCAGGCCCGUGUGGCCCUCAAGUACUCGGCCACCACUCACUUCAAGCAAAUGACCAUGCGCCAAAUCGGGCAGCAGCACAUCAUGUACCCAGAGGUCUUUGACCAAGGCAUUGCCACCCACGUGGUUGUUGGGAUUCUGUAUGGAGCCAAUGCCUUCUUCAUCUUUGACCAGAUGGCGUCCUCCUCGGACAGCUUGCAGAAUAUUCAAGCCAAGCUCCACGUCAUGGUGACCAAGAUGCCUUUGCUGUCCUUCGCCAAGGCAGGACACGGCGGAGAGAUCUGCCUGGAUGAGCAAGAAAAGACCGCCGUGGAGAAGUUCAGCUGCAUCUUCUAUGGGGAUUUUGCCCUUGACCGCAACCCAACAACCUAUGAGGAUGCCUUAAGGAUAUAUUCCAAACUUCCCAAAAUGUUGGGAAGCGAUGGGGAGAAGUCUGUGCCCAUAACGGUGUGGCUUUUCCCCCUGAGCCGGUUGAAUUCAAGGGCCACCCGGCUGGUUCGCGAGGUCAGUUCCAAAGUGAUCUCCGACACUGAGAAGGCCCUGGAGAAACUCAUGGAACUUGGCAAGCGGUGUAACGACCUACUCAGGGACAGCAUUUCAACCAUCUUCCCGGAAAUCCUGCAGAAAAUCUUCUGUUUCAAAGACUUGUGUGAGGAGUACCGGCUUGGCCUACAGAGACAGCUGGCCGAGGUCUUGCCCUCCAUCCGUGGCGGAGGAGCCAGGGAGGAUGUCCUGCUGAGCAUUUUGAGAAAGAAUGAGCAAUCGGCCUUCAGCACCUCCUCGCUCAACAAAUUCCUGGAUCUGAAGUAUCGUGAGAUGUAUUUUGUCAAAUUCUUCCUGGGCCUGUCGAAAGGUAAGGUCUCCUCCCAGGAUGACCUAGUGAAAAGGGUUCUCGACCCAAGAAUUGAUGCUGUGAUCGCCUACACCUUUACGUCUCUGCAAGCGAGGGAACCCUUCCUGGAAAAGCUGAAUGCUCUCCUGGAUCAGGCCUCCGGCUCUGUGCCCACGGCUUCGGUAAAGGAGGAGGACCCGACUCCCUGGUUUGAGGACAAAAAGGUCUUGGAGAGAGCCCAGAACGCAGCCCUGGUGUUUGCGGGAUUCUCCCUGGACCAUCAGCCGGUGCAGAUCCGCUUCCUCGUGACCUCCAAGCCCGACGAGAGCAACCCGGGCGCGGAGAUCUUCCGGUACUGCAGUGGGUCCCUGGAAGGAACCAAGCUGGAGGUCCUGUCCAAGCCCCUCCCACCCCUCAUUGACGCUGUGUCCUAUGACCGGUUCCAGCUGACCUUCCAGCCAGCCGAGCCAGAGAAAGGGGUGAUAACGGGUUACUACGUCCGGCACAGGGUCCUGGGGGAGGAGACGUGGGAGUUUGCCUAUGUAAAAGGGACAGAGGAAACGUUUUGGGUGACGGGGCUGGAAGCAAAGACUAAAUACGAAUUUCGGUAUGCCGUGGAGAGCAAACUGGGACUCAGUCAGUUCAGUGAUGGGAGCAGAGUGGUGGAGACCACCCUCCGUUCAAGCCCCCCAGGGAAACCGACCCUGGUGUUGGGGGGCUCCUGCUUUGGCUUUCAAGUCCAAAUUAUCUGGAGCAACCCCAGCUUUGUGGCUGAUGGCAUUGCUAUAAAGGAAUACAAGCUCCGCUACCGGAAACGAGCCGAAGGUGGGUGGUUCGAACACAAGACCGGGGGAAAAACCGAGAGCGUGUGGAUGUCCAGGGCCAUCGUAAGGAACAUGGUGGCCCUGCAGGUGAUCGCCGUCUAUGAAGACAGAUUGGAAAGUGACCCCAGCGAGGAGGCCCUCUGGGGAGACUUUUAGGAGGUACGCAGGUAGCACUCCUGCGCUUUGGCGCACUGCGACCUGGUGG